This is a messenger RNA of Ochotona curzoniae (black-lipped pika), 2274 nucleotides long. It is a transcript of the gene MIER2, whose product is annotated as MIER family member 2. The transcript has 14 exons. Gene Ontology annotation, cellular component: nucleoplasm. Gene Ontology annotation, biological process: negative regulation of transcription by RNA polymerase II. The record is from RefSeq and is a predicted model, not a curated record. Gene Ontology annotation, molecular function: transcription corepressor activity; histone deacetylase binding. NCBI's taxonomy places the organism in Eukaryota, Metazoa, Chordata, Mammalia, Lagomorpha, Ochotonidae. Bases 14 to 1630 code for a protein of 538 amino acids.
CGCGCGCACGGCCAUGGCGGAGGCCUCCUCGCUGCGGAGGCUGAGCCCUGGCGUGGCCUCUCGCCUCUCCCCCGGCCUGUGCCCCAAGGAGCCUGCCUCGCAGGCAGCAGCAGUGCUGUCCGUGGGCUCUGCCGACCCCCAGUUCAACCUCACGGAGAUCUUGUCACAGAACUACAGCGUCCGCCAGGGCUGUGCCGAGGCCUCCCACUGCGUGGACGAGCCCGCAGAGGAAGUGGACAAGGACGCGGUAUCCCAGGGCAGUGACAUGCCGCUGGAUGAGCUGCUCGCCCUCUAUGGCUAUGAGGCCUCCGACCCCGUGUCAGAGCAGGAGAGCGAGGGCGCUGACGCGGCCCCCCACCUCCUGGACAUGACCCUGGACAAGGAGCAAAUAGCGAAGGAUUUGCUUUCAGGGGAAGAAGAGGAGGAGACGCACUCCUCCGCCGACGACCUCACCCCGUCUGUGACCUCGCACGCGGCCUCCGGGCUUUUCCCUCACCAGGGUGCGUCCCGUUUCCUGGCCAAUGCUGACGACAGAGAGCCUGCCUCCUCUGCCUCUUCAGACUCCGAUGAUGCCCUCCCUGCCAACAAGUGUAAGAAGGAGAUCAUGGUGGGACCACAGUUCCAGGCCGACCUCAGCAGCCUGCACUUGACCCGGCACAGUGACAAGAUCUACGAGAAUGAGGACCAACUGCUCUGGGACCCUGGAGUCCUGCCGGAGACAGAGGUGGAGGAGUUCCUGUACCGGGCGGUGAAGAGGAGGUGGCAGGAGGUGGCCGGGCCUCAGCUCCCUGCCGGGGAGCCAGUGAGGGAUAGCGAGCAGGCGCUGUACGAGCUGGUGAAAUGCAGCUUCAACGUGGAGGAGGCUCUGCGGAGGUUGCGCUUCAACGUGAAGGUGAUCCGAGAGGGCCUGUGUGCCUGGAGCGAGGAGGAGUGCAGAAACUUCGAGCAUGGCUUCCGUGUCCACGGGAAGAACUUCCACCUGAUCCAGGCCAACAAGGUGCGCACCCGGUCGGUGGGGGAGUGUGUGGAAUAUUACUACCUGUGGAAGAAGUCGGAACGGUACGACUACUUUACCCAGCAGACACGCCUGGGCCGGAGGAAGUACGUCCCGUCUGGAACCACGGACCCAGACCAAGACUUGGAUGGCAGUGACCCCGAGGGCCCUGGGCGUCCCCGCCCUGAGCAGGACCCGCUUGGCAGUGCCAAUGUGCACACAGAGCUGGUGAGCGGGGACAGCAGCACGGCCACUGGCCUCCCGUCCCCGGAGCCAGGGCCCUGCUCAUUGCCUCAACUGGAGGAACCCCCAGCUGUGCCCCUGCCCCGGAGGCCUCCAGCCCUGGGCGACACAACUUCGUACCCUGGAGCCGCAGCUGCCCCAGAGCCAGGUGCCAGCCCAAGACUGGCCGUGGACUUCACCCUGCCAGAGGAACUGCCCCUCCGGGCCAGUCACGUCAGCCUGAACGGAGGCCCCGAAGAGGCUGUGGCCCCUGCACAGGUAGCCUUGUCAGUCACCGAUUUUGGACUCCUCGGCAUUGGGGACGUCAACCCCUUCCUGGCUGGCCACCCAGCGUGCCCAGCCCCUGGGCUGCACUCAGAGGCCCUGUCACACUGUAAUGUGAUGACAUGUUGAUGGCUGGCUGCAGGCGGGAGCAGGGCCACGUGGACUCUUGUCAGUCUUGCCAUUGCCAUCUUGGGCUGCGGGCACCGCCUUUUCGGGGGUGAGGUGGUCGAGCAGCAGGCCCUCACCGCCCCCCACCCCCCCAGACUGGACCAGGGUCACAUGGAGCCGGCAGUGCCCACCCGCCAUGGGAUCCAGUGUGAGGCUGGGUGUGUGGCCUGUCCCCUGGGACACGGGCGGAGCCCCCACUGCCCUCUCCAGCCAGCAGAAGAUGGCAUCGGCCCGCACCAGCAGCCCGUGCCCGGCGCAUCUCCCCACCCCAGCCCAGGGCCUGGUGGGCAGCUGCUACUCAGUGCCAAAUGCUGCGGGCACGGAGCCAUAUACCUCGCUGCCCGCCUGCCGCCGUCUCCACUUCAGGAAAAGCUGCACUUUACGCCCCCCUCUGCCUCCCCUCCUCCUCCCAGUUGUGAGGGGUCGGGGUCAGGGUCUGAGGAUGCGGAUGACCCUGCCCGUGCCCUGGCACCGAGGCAGGGAGCUUCGGCAGGUGCACCACCGAGGGCCCAACCAGCCCGCUCUGCCGACCUCAUAGGUCUUCCUUGUGUCGGAAGCUUCCAGCCUCUGUCGUUCUGUUGAUGUUUCUGUUUCUGUUGGAGUGG